Amyelois transitella is the source of this 2679-nucleotide messenger RNA. Its product is annotated as proton channel OtopLc. The record is from RefSeq and is a predicted model, not a curated record. The transcript has 9 exons. Gene Ontology annotation, biological process: proton transmembrane transport. The coding region runs from base 1 to 2367 and encodes 788 amino acids. Gene Ontology annotation, molecular function: proton channel activity. Gene Ontology annotation, cellular component: membrane. Lineage: Eukaryota; Metazoa; Arthropoda; Insecta; Lepidoptera; Pyralidae.
AUGGAUGACAGUUCUCCAGACCUGUCGCUGAAACUGCGGCGUGGGUCCAGCGACUCUCGCGAGUCGUUCUACAUGGACUUCGCCCAGGGUAUUGACUCCGAUAUUGAGGAAGUGACCACUAUCGAAAGGGUGAUCCCUGAACAUCCUGGAGGAAGGACUGAGGGCGACGCAGACACGCUGGCCACGCCGUCUGCUCUUGAAGAAAAUAAGGAAUUGGUGCCAUGUUGCUACUCCAUACCCUCCAACAACAUGUCAGGAGGUUCCCAUGUUUCCCGGGGGACCUUUGGCGGAGCGGAGUCCGAAAUAUCCGGAGGUAGCGCUCCUCCACUGCCGAGUCCCGCUUCGGCCGGCGCCGCGCUGGUGUCCCCGGAGACCUUGAGCCGGCACAGCAGCCCCCCGCCGCUGCCUGCACACCCAUCUCAUCAGCAGCCAGCGCCUUCCUGCUCAUCACACAGGGUUCAUAUGGAAUCUCCCCUCAGACUAUCCAGUCCCCCAUCGUUGUCCCUGGGAGGGUCACUGUCCCUCCAGCCAGUGUUGUACGGUUCAGGAGGACCGCCCCACCCACCGCUGCCACCAGCCAGACGCUCCUCAAGACCUUCAGCAUCACAGCCGAUACACACUAUCAGCGCGGGCGAUGCAUUAGCAACCACGCUGUCUGCUCUAUACGGGAAGCUGCUAGUGGUGAUGGGUGUCGCGUUUCCUAUGGCCGAAGUCAUCUCCACCUACAUUCCACCUUCGUUUUACGAGGGCUUCUACCUGUACCUGUACAUUGGCAGCAUGGUGUUCCUGCUCUACAUGUACGCGGCGCUGGCUCGGGACCGGUCGCGGUCGGCUGCUGACACCACUGUUGUUGCGAAAACCGACUCAAGUUCAUCCCCGUCGGAGUCGGACUCCUGUUCGUCCAGAACAGAGCGGAGCACUAUGACGGCCCAGCAGUUACCGCCCCACCUGGCUGCCAAGCGCUUGUCACUAGGUUUUGCGCUGACAACCAGAGUGCACCAUUAUGGCAGCUUCUACCUACGAAUGGGCGCAGUUGCCUUCGGCAUUGGAUCCAUGAUCUACUCCGGACUUGAGUUUGGACAGUACUGGGAGUUGGAGAGGAACACGAAUUGCCACAACGUUCUUCUAGCACUCACGCCUGCCACCAGGAUGGCCUUUAUCUUCAUACAAAUGUACUUCAUCUUUCUGAACAAUGAGAUGAAAGUGUACAAACACAAGAUAGUGGCUCGUUUCGGGCUGAUGCACAUGGUUGGCACCAACCUGAGUGUAUGGCUGAACGUACUGGUGCAGGAGACCAAGCACGAGAUCCUGACCUUCUACGACCCGGAGAACAAAACCAUCGGUCUGUCGCAUCGGCUAGCAUUCCAAAAAACCUUCGCGUCUUUUGGCACGGAAGUUCCAGCAUCACACCCUGCGGCGGCACAUUUACGCGUACCUCGUGGUCUAAAAGGACCUCAUCAUAUCUUCGAAUGUAGGCGGACGAACAUUAUGGGCUCCCUGGUGCAAGACGCUUCACCGUUCCUCUUCCCCUGCACUAUUGAAUACUCCCUCAUAUGCGCUGCCAUCUUAUAUGUCAUGUGGAAAAACAUAUCGAAAUACCCAUCAAAAGACGUUGCGGCGGCCAUAGCUAAAGCUAGGAUACUUGAAGGCUUGGCAUACAAGAAAUCGCCGCAUUUGUAUAGCGUUGAUUGCGCUAGAGCACAUAAGGGUUUAUUCUUUGGAAUCCUCGUACUAGUCCUCACAAUAAUAUCAUUAAUAUUGUUCUUCGUGUUAGUAUCUAAGAAAGAAUAUGCAUCUUUGGCUGUUGUGGAAGUGAAUGUUUGUGAAUUGGGAUUGUAUGCAAUGACUACGUUUGCCAGCUUGGCUGGAAUGGUGUGCGUCAGAAAUUUGAAGUACGAUGGCAACCGGAACCUUGAACUGGACAAUAUCCUUCUUGUGGGAGCUCAGACAGGAAUGUUCAUUUAUGGCACCUUUACCAUUAUUGGAGGUCAGUUUACUAUAGAAAAGAAUACUAUACUUAUUCUCAUAACAGCUUUGUCGUCUUUAAUUCAAACGACUUGUCAGACAAUGUUCAUUUUGGAUGCAAGCCGAAGGUCAGCGAAGACUCCCGAACAAUUGCGUAAGAAACCUGGAAGAGAAAUAGUAACGUUUCUUCUAGUCACAAAUUUGGCGAUGUGGGCUAUCAAUACUCUUGAAAAGUCACGAGCUGAGUCACAUCCAGUUCAGCUGCAUUUUUAUGGUCUUUGGGCGUGGACGAUUAUUACGCACGUUUCUAUGCCACUAGCUAUCUUUUACCGGUUUCAUUCUACUGUUUGUUUAUGUGAAAUCUGGAAGAGAGCUUAUAAGAUGAAGCCUGCAUACAUGUAGCGACCGGCCCGUAGGUACUAAGUGAAAUUUGUCGAUCAUGAACUAUGGUAUGAUGGAAUUUUGAAGUAGACCAGUGGCGUUGAUAGAUGUUAGUGCCAUAGAUUCAACUAUUCAGGUGUGCAUAAAAAUCUAUUAAGAUACGCAAUCAUAAAAUUUUGUGUUCUGUAAUUUGACAACAACGGGCAAGUUGUUAAUUAAAGAAACUAUUGUAAUAGAAUUUCAGUUAAAAAAUAUAAAUUAGUUUGUAGCUAUAUUUAUGUGGACUUUACCCAUUUAUAUCGUCUAUUGUAAUAACCGUUCCUUUAGCUGUAC